AUGCGCUCAUUCUUCUUGGUGGUGGGCGCCCUUCCCCUCCUGGCUUCUGCCUGGUCAGAACACUCUCUCUUGACCCGGGCGACCGGAAACGCAACCGAAUGCGACACGGGCGACAAGGUGUGCGGUGUCUUCUGCAUCCCGAGUGACUAUACCUGCUGUCCCGAUCUCGAAGGUGGUUGCCCAUCGAAGUCAGUCUGCCAGAAAGGCGAUAACGGCGUGUACGGGUGUUGCCCGGUUGGGGACACCUGCACAGGCGAUGGCGGUGCAGAAUUCCUCGAUGGCGACGGUUCGGCCAGCAGCACUUCAACUAGCACCGCUGAUGCCUCAGUUGCAUCCAAGACGACUUCGGCCACCAACGCUGCCCAGCCUCUCGUUAUGGCUCAAGGAUUGACGGCUGCACUCGUCGCCGCCGGUGUUGCCGCUCUCCUAUGA
This is a messenger RNA of Cladophialophora bantiana CBS 173.52, 432 nucleotides long. RefSeq lists its product as uncharacterized. The record is from RefSeq and is a predicted model, not a curated record. Lineage: Eukaryota; Fungi; Ascomycota; Eurotiomycetes; Chaetothyriales; Herpotrichiellaceae. Bases 1 to 432 code for a protein of 143 amino acids. The transcript has a single exon.